Molecule: messenger RNA, 288 nt
Organism: Dentiscutata heterogama
Lineage: Eukaryota; Fungi; Glomeromycota; Glomeromycetes; Diversisporales; Gigasporaceae
Source: the annotation of a GenBank genome assembly
CCAAAAUACAAAAAAGAAAAGAGCUGCAAAUGAGGCUGAAAUUUAUAAAAACAAAAAUGUAGACAAAAAGCCAAAUAAAUCAAAUCUGGCUACACAACCUCAUAAAAUCAAGAGUUUAUACAACAGGGCAGAAAACAGCAAACCUCUCCUCAUAACUGAUACAGAAAAUAUCAAAAUAGAAAAGGCAGAUUCUCAAGACUAUGGUAUGAGUAAUGCAAGCAUUGCCCCCUUGUCAACAAAUGUUAAUACUACUAAAACCAGAAAAGAUAUCAAAGGAAAAAUUAAUGC